Messenger RNA from Eptesicus fuscus (big brown bat), 4253 nucleotides. It is a transcript of the gene IGSF9, whose product is annotated as immunoglobulin superfamily member 9. Gene Ontology annotation, biological process: cell-cell adhesion. The record is from RefSeq and is a predicted model, not a curated record. Lineage: Eukaryota; Metazoa; Chordata; Mammalia; Chiroptera; Vespertilionidae. Gene Ontology annotation, molecular function: protein binding. Bases 423 to 3968 code for a protein of 1181 amino acids. The transcript has 20 exons.
UGUCCCGACCUGCCUGGCCUCCCUCUGCCCGCACCCCCUGAUCCUCCCGUGCUCUCUCUCAGGUCCUUUCCCCAGGGCCCGGUGCAAGAUCUCUGGUCGCCUGUGUCCCUUCCUCCCACUUCUCUCCUUUCCCGUCCUUUGCUCUCCUCCUGGCUUGUCUCUAACCGUGGGGAUUCUCCUCGUUUCCAGUACUGGCCACCUCUGGACGCCGCCUUGCAUUUGGCAUUUGGAUCUGCCGUGCUCCAGAGAACAGCUUCUUCAGGUGUCUCCUGAGCCGCGUCCUCACUGUCCAGCGGAGUGGGAGCCGAAACCCGUCGCCUGAUCAGAAGGACUGACCGGGCUUGCUGGGCGGUGGACAUCCCAGGCCCCUCCCCCCGGGCCCCUGUGGACAGGGCGGGGCCGGGUGAGCAGGCAGCCAGGCUAUGGUUUGGUGCCUCAGUCUGGCCAUCCUCAGCCUGAUCAUCAGCCAGGGGGCUGACGGUCACGGGAAGCCUGAGGUGGUGUCGGUGGUGGGCCGGGCUGGGGAGAGCGCCGUGCUGGGCUGUGACUUGCUGCCCGCGGCUGGCCAGCCCCCGCUGCACGUCAUUGAGUGGCUGCGCUUUGGGUUCCUGCUCCCCAUCUUCAUCCAGUUCGGCCUCUACUCUCCCCGCGUGGACCCAGAUUACGUGGGGCGAGUCCGCCUGCAGAAGGGGGCGUCUCUCCAGAUCGAGAGGCUCCGGGUGGAAGACCAGGGCUGGUACGAAUGCCGCGUGCUCUUCCUGGACAAGCACAGCCCCGAAGACGAUUCCGCUAACGGCUCCUGGGUGCACCUCACAGUCAAUUCACCCCCUCAAUUCCUGGAGACGCCUCCUCAGGUGCUGGAGGUGAAGGAACUGGAGCCCUUGACCUUGCGCUGUGUGGCCCACGGCAGCCCCCAGCCUCAUGUGACUUGGAAGCUCCGAGGACGGGACCUCAGCCAGGGCCAGGGCCUGAUGCAGGUGCAGAACGGGACGCUGUGGAUCCGGCGGGUGGAGCGAGGCAGCUCGGGGAUCUACACCUGCCAGGCCUCCAAUUCUGAGGGCAGCACCACCCACGCCACGCAGCUGCUUGUGCUAGGACCCCCAGUCAUCGCGGCACCCCCCAAGAACAGCACGGUCAAUGCCUCCCAGGAUGUUUCCUUGGCCUGCCGGGCCGAGGCGUACCCUGCCAACCUCACCUAUAGCUGGUUCCAGGACAGCGUCAAUGUCUUCCACAUUAGCCGCCUGCAGUCGCGCGUGCGGAUCCUGGUGGACGGGAGCCUGUGGCUGCAGGCGGCCCAGCCUGAUGAUGCCGGCCGCUACACCUGCGUGCCCAGCAACGGCCUCCCGCACCCGCCUUCAGCCUCAGCCUACCUCACUGUGCUCUACCCAGCCCAGGUGACAGCGAUGCCUCCUGAGACGCCCCUGCCCAUAGGCAUGCGAGGGGUGAUCCGGUGCCCAGCUCGUGCCAAUCCCCCGCUGCUCUUCGUCAGCUGGACCAAGGAUGGGCAGGCCCUGCAGCUGGACAAGUUCCCCGGCUGGUCCCAGGGCGCAGAAGGCUCGCUGGUCAUUGCCCUGGGGAAUGAGGAUGCUCUGGGGGAAUACGCCUGCACCCCUUACAACAGCCUUGGCACGGCAGGGCCCUCCCCAGUGACCCGAGUGCUGCUCAAGGCCCCCCCAGCUUUUCUAGAACGGCCCAAAGAAGAAUAUUUCCAAGAAGUAGGGCGGGAUCUACUCAUCCCCUGCUCUGCGCGAGGAGACCCUCCUCCGACGGUCUCUUGGGCCAAGGUGGGCCGGGGGCUGCAGGGCCAGGCCCAGGUGGACAGCAACAGCAGCCUCCUCCUGCGACCACUGACCAAGGAGGCCCAUGGGCGCUGGGAGUGCACCGCCAGCAAUGCCGUCGCCCGCGUGGCCACCUCCACGAACGUCUACGUGCUGGGCACCAGCCCCCACGCUGUCACCAACGUGUCCGUGGCGCCCUUGCCCAGGGGUGCCAACGUCUCCUGGGAGCCUGGCUUUGAUGGCGGCUAUCUGCAGAGAUUCAGCGUCUGGUACACCCCAUUGGCCAAGCGUUCGGACCGAGCCCACCACGACUGGUUGUCCCUGGCGGUGCCCGUGGGGGCCGCUCACCUCCUUGUGCCAGGGCUGAAGCCCCACACCCAGUACCAGUUCAGUGUCCUGGCUCAGAACAAGCUGGGCAGCGGGCCCUUCAGCGAGAUCGUCCUGUCUGCCCCUGAAGGGCUUCCUACCACACCAGCUGCCCCCCCACUUCCUGUCACAGAGAUGCCGCCGCCCCUGUCCCCGCCCCGAGGUCUGGUGGCAGUGAGGACACCCCGGGGGGUACUGCUGCACUGGGAUCCCCCCGAAAUGGUCCCUCAGAGACUGGAUGGCUACAUCCUAGAGGGCCGCCAAGGCGCCCAGAGCUGGGAGGUGCUGGACGGGGCCGUGGCGGGCGCGGAGGUGCAGCUGCUGGUGCCUGGCCUCAUUAAGGAUGUCCUCUACGAGUUUCGCCUCGUGGCCUUGGCCGGCGGCUACGUCAGCAGUCCCAGCAACUCGGCCAACGUCUCCACCUCUGGCCUGGAGGUCUACCCAUCCCGCACCCAGCUGCCAGGCCUCCUGCCACGGCCCGUGCUGGCUGGCGUGCUGGGUGGGCUCUGCUUCCUGGGGGUGGCCGUCCUCGUGAGCAUCCUGGCUGCUUGCCUCACCAGCCGCCGCAGGGCUGCCCGCCGCCGCCGCCACUGCAAGCGCCUCCGCCAAGAUCCACCUCUUCUCUUCUCUCCACCCCGGUUGUCAUCUCCACUCUCUGCUCCAGGCUCGGGCAGUCCUGACAGCGUGGCCAAGCUGAAGCUCCGGGGUUCCCCAGCCCCCAGCCUGCGCCAGAGCCUGCUCUGCGGGGAGCCUGCUAGGACCCCCAGCUCCCCUCCAGGCCCUCCACCGAGCCAGGGGCCCUUGCCCCUGGAGCCCAUUUGCCGGGGACCAGAUGGGCGCUUUGUGUUGGGACCCAACGUGGAGACCCCCCAAGAAAGGCCAGGUCCCGAGCAGGCUGAAGCUCGGACCCCAGCCUGGCACCAGGCCAGGUCCUAUGACUGCAGCAGCAGCAGCCCCACAGGGCUGCCCCAGCCCCUCUGCAUUACAGACAUCAGCCCUGUGGGGCCCUCUCCCGCCGCCCCGCCCAGCCCCCUGCCGGGAACGGGCCCCCUGCUGCAGUACCUGAGCCUGCCCUUCUUCCGGGAGAUGAAUGUGGAUGGUGACUGGCCCCCUUUGGAGGAGCCUGCUUCUGCUGCACCCCCAGAUUACAGGGACAUCCGGCCCUGCCCGCCCUCAUCUCUCCUUCAGCCCCUGGAUUCCCCUCCUGCAUCCCCCCGGGCAGGGCUUCCUGGGGCUGUGGUCAGGGCUGGGGCUGCCCCCGAGGGCCCGUACACAGCGCUGGCCGACUGGACACUGAGGGAACGGCUGCUGUCCGGCCUUCUCCCUGCCGCCCCUCGGGGCAGCCUCACCAGCCAGAGCAGCGGGCGGGGCAGCGCCUCUUUCUUGCGGCCCCCCUCCACCGCCCCCUCAGCCGGAGGCAGCUACCUCAGCCCCGCUCCGGGAGACACCAGCAGCUGGGCCAGCGGCCCGGAGAGGUGGCCCCGGAGGGAGCAUGUGGUGACCGUCAGCAAGAGGAGGGACACAUCUGUGGACGAGAACUAUGAAUGGGACUCAGAAUUCCCUGGGGACAUGGAAUUGCUGGAGACCCUGUGCCUGGGCCUGGCUGGCCCUCGGCCCGGACCUGAAGCGGAGCCAGAGCUAGGUGCAAAGACUCCAGAGGUGGGCUGCCUCCUGGGCACGGCCCCGGCGCCGGGCCCCGAGGCCCGCUGUGCUGCCCUGCGGGAGGAAUUCCUGGCCUUCCGCCGCCGCCGAGACGCCGCUAGGGCCUGGCUCCCCGCCUAUCGACAGCCGGUCCCCCAUCCUGAACAGGCCACGCUGCUGUGAACACCCUCAUGGGAGGCAGCGUGAAGGCACAGGGCCCCUGUGAAGGAGGCUCCAGCCAGACCCAGCUCCGCCUGGGAAACUGCCCCCGCCCCGUCGAGGCCCAGGCACAGAGCCUGAUGGUGGGCUGGGGUGGGCGUGGUGCGGGAUGUGUGUGCUGAGCCUGGGGACUAGAGCAGGGAUCCUAGGUCUGCUGGAGGGCGUGUGUGUGUGUGUGUGUGUGUGUGUGUGUGUGUGUGUGUGUGUUUGUGGUGUGGGUGAGGUUUUAUACAGGUGAAUAAAGAAAGU